Molecule: messenger RNA, 1147 nt
Organism: Mya arenaria
Lineage: Eukaryota; Metazoa; Mollusca; Bivalvia; Myida; Myidae
Exons: 2
Coding region: 72-1070 (332 amino acids)
Biological process (GO): mannosyl-inositol phosphorylceramide biosynthetic process
Molecular function (GO): mannosyltransferase activity
Source: RefSeq, a predicted model, not a curated record
CUGCGAAGAAUAUACUUCUAUUCUGUUUAGUGUCACUUUUAUUAUUUCAAAUUUUCUUCUUAUGGGGUGAUAUGGAGUUGAUACUAGGUGAUAUCCGAGAGGAUGAAUUGGAUCUUGUCUUUGCAUACGAACAAGAGUUGGAGGUUGACUUUCCUACGUCCGAACAUAUCUAUCCUAGAAUUCCUCACGUUGUUCACCAAACGUGGAAGGAUAUACACGUACCGUCUGAAUUUCAUGCCAAUGUGCGUUCAUUUGUUGAACUUCAUCCGGACUUCGACUACUUCUUCUGGACAGACGCAUCCGCUAGAAUUCUAAUCAGAGCCAGGCAUCCUAAUUUGCUGGCAUUAUUUGACAACAUUGUCGAGCCGGUAAGAAGAGCGGACCUCCUGAGGUACGUGGUGCUUUAUGAGUAUGGGGGAGUGUACGCGGAUAUUGACACUCAAUGUCUCCGUCCACUUCACCGAGUCCUGAACAAGUACGCAUGUGUGCUGUCACCAGAGCCGUAUGAGCAUGCGUCACUUAUUUUCAAUACCGAGUUUAUGGUAACAAAUUCGAUCAUGUUCUGUCGCGCAAACCAUCCUUUCUUCAAGCAAGUGUUAGAAAACAUAGCUGACUUUAACCAUUUCAGCCAAGACAUUGAUGCCACUGGGCCAAACUUUUUGACGUUUCAGUUGAACGUGUUUGAUAAAAAUGGUGGUAAAGUUUUAACGAAUAAACAUGCAAAAUCUCAAUUAGAAGUGAAACAUGGCUCACGUAAGAAAGGAAAAGUCUCGAACAAACUCGAACCAGAUGAUGACGACUUUAUUUUCAUUCCGUCAAGUCAGUAUUUCCAAAAUGACCUCGACCCAGUGAGGUUCGACCAAUUUCGACGAUUGUGUGCCAACUUCAUAAACCUUAACAACAUCCAAAAGAGAGGGUGCGUGACUCUGAAAGAUCGGGGAAUGAAAUAUAGACAGUCAAAAUACGCAUAUACAAAACAUUUUUUCUACCAUACAGGGUAUAAGAUUAUUCCUGAAGGAAAAACCAGUAUCAGUGAGCUUGUACCUAGCGUAAAAAUAUAUAAAGGCUGAUAGUCUCGAAUGACUUGGUGGACAGUAGGUGUUAUGUGUUAGAUAUAAAUAAAAUAAUAAUGAUUGCUUGAAAGAUG